Molecule: messenger RNA, 1097 nt
Organism: Charadrius vociferus (killdeer)
Lineage: Eukaryota; Metazoa; Chordata; Aves; Charadriiformes; Charadriidae
Exons: 9
Source: RefSeq, a predicted model, not a curated record
AUGUACGGCAACAUUGAGUCCAGCCAAGCCGAGCAGGGGCAGAUGUGGCCCCCCGCCCCCCCCAAUGUCACUUUUGGGGUGUCACAGCGCAGGGCGAAUCCCCUGUCUCUGUCCUCGCUGCCCAAGGAGGGUCCCCAGGCCUGCGACGAGCUGUGCCCCGCGGAGGAGAACCUCUACGAGCCCCUGGACCCCGUCAUCACCGUGCCGAGCCAGAAGCACGUGCCCGACUCGCCGGCGUCGUGGUGCUGCUCCAGGGAGAAGCUGGUGCUGCUUGGCACCGUCGCACUGGGGGUCUCGGUGCUGGUGAAUGCGCUCUUGCUCGCCGUCGGCUCACGGCACAUUGCAGCCCUGACGGCGGCGCUGGAGGCGGAGAAGGCGAAGGAGCUGCCAAACAUGGUCUCCCAGUCCUUCCUGCUGUACAACGAAGCCCACAGCAUGUGCGUGGAGGCCAAGGGCCAAGAGUUGACGGUGACAACGUGCCAACCCCAGGCGGCGGCCCAACGCUUCCAGUGGUUGCAAGGGGGUCGGCUAUGGGGCUGGGGGAGCCAGCGUUGCGUUACAGCAACCCGCGGGCAAAACCUGGCUUUGGUGAGGUUGGAACCGUGCCGGGAUGACGAUACGCUGCAACGUUGGGAGUGUCGGGAUGGCGGGUUGUUGGCGUUGGCCGGUUACAAUCUCUACUUCAAUUACGGCAACAACAAGCAACGUACGGUGAUGCUCUACACCGGAGACCGCGAGUGGAGCCGCUGGGUCAUCCACGGCAGCAAGGAUGAUGUCUGUUCUCGCUCCGGCUGGACCUAUUUUGGGAAUUCCUGCUAUUUCUACUCCAAGACUCCGAGUUCCUGGGAGAACGCCCAGCGCUUCUGCUCGGUCCUGGGAAUGCAGCUCCUGGAGGUGGACGGCCCCGAAGAGAGGGGUCACAUCCAGACCAUGCUGCAAAGCUCCUCCUGGCUCGGCAUCAGGGACGUGGAGGUGGAGGGUACCUGGAAAAGAGCAAACGGCACCAUCCUACCCCGGGAAAGCAGCUCGUGGCACAGGGAUGAACCCAACGGUGGGCGGCAAGAGAACUGCGCAGCGGUGAGGGAGGACGGCGAGUG